AUUGUGACCUUGAAGUCGGCGGCCUUUUAACUGUGCUUCCAGUAUUCGUCAUCGUCAGUCUUUACUUGCCGGUCAGUUUCACGUGAGUGGUGAACAUCGAUUGUUUAUAUAGUAUCGCCAUAUGUCUCUUUUAUUUUCGAAGCAAAAUUAUUCUGCUCCACAUAAUAGUGAUCAGGAGCUUGUUAGACAACUGACUGACUUGAUACGACAAAAUGUUCCAUAUUCCAAAAGACUUGAUGUUUUGGGCAUAUUGUCUUACACAACAGAUAAUGGGUGCGAAAAGUUUAUAAAGAUUGAUUCCUCAUUUUCCGCUGCCAAUGAAGGAGCGUCUGAAAAGCUUAAGAGUCUCUCCGAUUAUUCCACACUAAAUUCUGUUAAGAUUUCUGCUGACCAUAAUCCAACCAAAACUGAAGCUACUGAUGAUUAUUCACAGGAUAUUGAAAGUGAGCAGCAUAGCUCUACUCACUCUCCUGGUGCCUCACCUCCUCUAUUACCACCAUCGAUUAUCCAGGUUGGCAGGGUUGGUCGAACUGAUGAAAAACCUGAUACUAACGAGUCUGAACACGCUUUAGUCACUCAGCCUUCUGAUGUAUUUCAAUCAACAGAAUGUGACGCAGAUGAUAAUGCCUACCGCCGCUGCCGCAGGAAGUGUCGAAAUCCUAAGCGCCAAGUUUUUGACUCUGAUUCACACGCUGGAGAUAGUGAUGCCGAAGAUGUUGCUACUGACGUCGAAGAUUCAGUUCAGACAUCUAAAUCUCAAGACUAUAUAGAUAUCGCUGCAAAAGUCCCUCGAAUAGAUCCACAGGUCAUUGUUACUGUCUCUAACUCUUGUAUGAAGGAAAUUCCAUCAGUUACAAAUUCGAAUUCUGACAUUGAUAUGGUAUCUAUUUCUUUAAGUAGUAGCUUACAGGAUGUUCCUCCUUCACCUUCGGUUUUAUCCACAUCCUCAACAGCUGCCAGUGUUUCUUUUGUCCCCAUGCACUAUUCUACUGUUAAUAGGUAUUUAAGUCCACAAGUUACCACUAGUGACGUCUCGGCGUUGGUGAACAACCAAAUAAGUUCUGGCACAAAGUAUGCCAUUUCAGCGAAGUCUUUGGGCUUGGGGGAUAUUGGGGACCUCUGUGGGAUUCUACCGAUAAAUGCUCUCCUGGGAAAAACUCUCAUAUCCGGAAAUGAUACAAAUGGGUCUUCCAAAUUGCUAUUCGCUAACAAUAUUGGUACAGCAGUUUGUCCAAGUGCUUCAGAAACGGUCAAUCCCUCGGGGUUUACUCAGCAAAUGACACAGUGUAUUAGUUCUUCAUCUUGCACAAAUCAGAAUCUUAUAUUAAACUCAAACUUAGCGGCUGCUGUUGCUGCAGCGAUUUCUAACUCUUCAUUUUCACUGUCCAGUAAUAGUAAUCCAGUUGCUAACAAUGGGUCAAAUCUAACUACAAGUAUACCUACAUUGAAUACUCCUUCAAUAGCCUUAACAGGGCCAUCCGGAGAGAUUCUGGGCACAAUACCAAUAGCGUCUGCUAACUCAUCUCAGAAUAUUAUUUCUUCAGCCUUAGGAAGUGGUGUCGUUCAGCCUUGUUCUAUAAAUAAUUCUCUGACAACAGUUAGUGUUACGCUACCAGCUAAUCCGAUUACUGGUUCUUCGACAGGCUUGGCAAACACACUGAACUGGCUACGUUGUGCCACAGCUACAGUGGACCCUAAUUCACACCACGUCAUCAACAGUUUUAAUCCAGGUGCUAAUGCGUCAUCGUUUUCCGUAACAUCAGGCAAUCCUGUUGCUCUUCUUCAAUCUUUAGUCACGCAACAACAGCAACAGGGAGUACAAGCUCAGAUACAAAAACAGCAACCAUUGCAACCGGCAUUUUCAGUGGGACCUACUUUAGCUUUAAUUGGGACCUUAGGACUUAAUUCUCCAGCAACAUGUUCAGUUACUGGACAACAUCCAUCAGAAACAAUAUUUACAUCUAAUACAGGAUUGUCGACUCCUGUGUCAACAGUUUUACCCAGUACGUUGCAUAAUAAUGCUCAACCAGGUCCCGUUAAUAGCAACGCAGCCUUAGUGGCUGCUGCCUUGCUACGGAGUUUGACCAAUGUGAAACAGUCAAACCAAGAACUAACCGAUUCCAAUACCAUUGAUGCGAAUUCGUACAAUCCCCCAGCAUCUCUAACAUUGAUUACAAACAGCAUUCCUUCCUCCGUCAAUGUUGUUGCCUCAACAAAGGCAAAUAUAAUUGGUUUUGAUGAAUCGGCAGGCCAUGGGAACAACAUAUUGACUAAUAGGAUUGUUCAAUCAACUCUUAACUUAAAUGGUGUUAUUACUUCAAGCCAGGCACCGACUGUUUGUCAUACAGUUUCUACUCCAACACAGAAUAUGCCAACUCGCAGUUCUAUUAUGCUAUCUUAUCCCCGUGGAGGAACAGAAAUGAAUCUCUUACUAACUCCAGCAUCUGCACAUGCAUUUGGUACAUCUCAUUUAACUCCUCUCACAGCUGUCCCUGCAGCAUUGUCCUUCCAGGGUUUACCUACAUCACAGUCUACAAGUCUAACACUAACUUCACCUGUGUUACUCCAAACCCCAGUUACAUCCACAGUAAUCCAGACUACAGGAGCUAUUUCCGAAAUCACCACCACAACUAAUUCGUAUAUGGUCCCAUCUACCACUUCAUUCGACCAAACAUCACAUAAAACUGAUAAAACUUUGACUUAUGUCACGGAAAGCACUUCAAAAGUUACAUCUAACUCCAGUCAAGCUCCAACUUCAAGUUCUGAUCCUACUACAUCUGCUAUAGACAGAAUUCUCCAAACCAUAAAAGGGUGUAUGAGUGCUAAUGCAAAUCGAGAGUCAGACAAUAAACUAAAAAUACGCAAAAACGAAAGCAACGGAACAUACCAAACCAUCACAGGUGAUGAGGUCAAUAGUAAUCGUGCUCAUGAUACAAAAAAGGCAACUGGAACUAGAUUUCCUCCAGCAAAUAAAAAUAGUCUGUCACUUGAGAAUGAUUGUGUUUCUCGCUCAGCGACUACAAAUGAUCGAUUACCUCUCCCACCACUACAAAAAAGUACUGGAGAACCAUCGGAAAGUAGUCCGUCAACUCCCAUCAACAAGUUUUAUCGAUGCAGAUACUGUGGGAAAACUUUUAACCGAAAAUUCUGUCGUGAACGACAUGAAAGACUUCAUACUGGUGUGAAACCUUAUUCCUGUGAACUUUGUGAUGAGAAAUUUAUUCGUCUUGAAGAUAAAAAGCGACAUGUCAGAUCGCUACAACAUUACUUUUCUAAUAGAGGGUCUCUAAGAACCAGUGGACUAGAUGAUCAGAUCGAUGGAGGUACGAGUCUAGGUGCUGAACCAUCCAGUGUGCUGCCACUGCUGGCACAAACACUUCAAGGAGGGACGAAUAUAGAGACUUCUGAAAAGGAAACUGAAGAGUUGUGUAAUGGAACAGAUGAACAAAAUUUAAGUAGUCAUUUAAGUGAAAAUGAAUCAGAAGUUGCUGCAGCAGUUGUAGAGUUCGAUAGUGAAUCACGUGAUCCAGAAGAAAAUGAGCACUGUAAUGAUGAUACAAAAAAUGCUUCGCAUUUAACAUUAGGCGACGGAAACCAUAUCAUCCAGAAGGAAGAUACAGAAGAUAAAUUACGAGAGAUAAAAACCAAAUUGGAGGAACCAUCGGAUGAUCUUUUAACUAAUCUCCGCCUAACAUCUAAAAUACAAUUCAACAAAACUAGAUGUCGAGCAGCUUUAAAAGAAACUCAAACAGCUGUAAAUUCGUCAAAUGAAAACUGCUGUGAACUAAUCAAAGUACCUAACGUUGUUCUUUUUACUACUGAUAAUGCUACUGAUUCAAAGACUACGACCAACUUAUAGCUUCUUAUAACAAUUAUUUUUGACUGACGCUUUACGUAGCUGUGCCAUGCUGGUCACAUUUGUUUAAUUAACCUUCCUAUAAUCUGUACAGCUGUAUAAAAUGUUUAUUAGCAUCUCUUAUGUAAGUAUAUUUACUCGUUUGUUUAAAGGACAUUACUUUCACCGGAUAUUAUUUUAACAUAUGAUAAUUUGUUGUACAAACGCAGAGAAAUUUCUUUAGUUCUGUCUUCGUAAUUUGUCACAAUGUAAUCACUGAAAAACAUUCCAGAAUCCAAAUGUUUCCAAGUGUUCAGCCUACCAUCAACUAACUUUUAUUUCGUGUUGUCUUUUGUUCGAAUUUGUUUUGAAGUCAACAUUUCUAUGUAUGUCAGUCAUAUAUUUAUUAAAAACCACUAUAUAUUAGUGAUGUGUACAUUUAAAUUCUGCUAUUUUACGUGCUUGAAAUAUUUAUUAGUUACAUCAAAAACAGGCUAUAUUUAACUAUCUUAGUUUUUUCUUUAUAGCUAGUAUAGCUUUGUUUACGCUAAUCUUGUAAUAAGAUUGUAUCUCAUAUACUUGAUAGGUUGCUGAGUAGAGUAACUGGUUGUACGAAAGAACCUACUUCUUACGGUCACCUUUGUUAACCGAAUAUUGCUAGCGCUUAUAACAAAAAUGUCUCAACCCAAUACUUUAAACUAUUUGGUCGUCUUCCAUUAGUUGUUGUUAUAUAGUGGUGUAUUCUAAUGAUAAUAUAAGUGGUUUCUGAUAAAGCCCGUAAACUGAAUCAAGACAAACACGGUGGUGGUAGGGAAAAACUAAUUGUUGAGAGUUAUAGACUUUAAGAAGCAAUAGGUACUUUAAUCUAUCUUGUGUUUUAUGUAUGAAAUCUGACAAAGUUAUCAAACCUUCAGUCUCUUCCAUCAAAUAUCACGAUAAAAUUUAUACUUAGUUAUUUAAGUUGUGAAUCUUAAUGUGUACUGCUCUGAAUUUACGCAUCGCAUUUCUACAUCCCCACUAAUUCGUGAAUUUCUAGUCAUAAACUUUCAGUCGUGGUUUGUUCAUACCAAUAAGAAACAUACAGGAAACUAGAUGUUGAGUUGUUGAUAGGCAUUCUGUUAGUGAUUAAAACAAACAAUCUUGUGAUUGGGGGAGAACAGCCCGCAAGUUAGAAGAGCAGAAGACUACAUCUACUCAAAGUUUCGCAAGAUUAUUUAAAGUCACUUACAUUCAAAUCUUAAAUUGAUGCUCGAAUUGAUCGAACAAAUCUUAUAGUUCAUUUAUCUGUUCAUCAAGCAACUAAAUCUUGUCCACUUAAUACAGCCAAGGCAAUUUCUUGCUUCAUUGUGUUAUGUGAGUUCUACCCAGAUUAUCAACUCAAUCUUAAGUGAUUGUCUGUAAAGUUUCAUCAACUGAAUGAUUAAAUAACUCAGCCUUUAAACAAUUUUUUUCGAACAUUGUGGAAACAGUUAUUAUGGUUGAUUCAAGGUUCAUAAUAGCCUAUGACUAAUUAGUGGCAUUUAAAAAUGAGUGCAAGUAGGCUAAUUGCCCUAUCUAUGAUUUCCAUGGUCUUAGUGCGCUGUGUCUUACUUUAUUGAACGACCCAUAAGUAUGACAAUAUGGAUGCAUCUUAAAACUAUGCAAUGGCAUAAAUGUUUAUCGUAGGUGUCUAUCGACCGCCCGUAUAAAAAUCGGUUCUAAAGGACAAAUGUACCUAUCUGAAAUUGGACCAUACUAGUCACUUGGGUACAUUCCGAAAGUAAUAAAGGAAGAUAACUCAGUUCCAGUGGACACGGAGAGUCCACCUAGGAGAAAUGGAAAACCUUGAUUCCAAAUCAGUGGUGCACAUGGACUGGCUCCAGGAUCCUGAAAGAACAAAAGGCGUAUAAACCUGUUGUUGCUCACCGGCUACCAUGGGACUGCAUCUCCUGACGUUGCUCCACUACCUUGUGGAUCAGACCUCUAGGUCGAAGGCUCCGGGUGUGGCCCCUUAAGAAGACCAUGUGCCUCGACCCGGGCACCUUGGCAGUAUCCCAACCCUCGCACAAAUCGAGUGAUUUAUGUGGCGCAUAUCUAUUUGAUGCCUCUUUGUACCAAUGUUUAUGUGUUUAAAUAAAAAAAUUAAAACCUUAUCGGUACAUAUUUCUCAAUCAUUAUUAAACUUAAAGUAUUCAUGCUACGACAAUAUCUAGUUUGUCUAGUCACUUCUCACUCAGCGCUCGAAGUAUGAGUCAGCAUAAGCCCUAUGAAUAGAUGAGGCAAACAAAUAUACAGAACGCCAGUUUCGUCCCACUUACUACUUGUCAGCUGGCUGAAUAUCUAUCCCUGGGAGUGCUCACAUUAUUUAUAUUAGCACUAAGACUUGUUGUUCUAAAUGUUAGAAAGUUAUCUACCUAUUUAGGUUAAGUAUUCCAUAUGGAUCAGCCAUAAAAUUAAUUCUGGACUUGUGUUGUUAUAUAGUUGAUUUUUGGAGGUACGAAUCUAUAAGGGAUUCCGAUUUCCAUAGAAUACCCUGGUCAAUAGACUUUGAUGAGUAGUAGGACCUGCUGCCACUCGGAUAGUUAGCUCAAUAAUACUUCCUUUUCUAAUUUUCAGUAGUUUCGUUCUGUAGACUGAUAGUCAACAUAAACCAAAUGAUUCAUCUAAAGAUUGGCAUGGCCUCGUUCCAAGUUGCAAUAAUGUCUAAUAAUACCUGAUCUGUUACCCUUCCAAUGAAAUAUCCCGAAUUUUUAAUGUAGAAUACUGGGCGAUUAACACCAAUGCGUAAGUGUGAGUCAGUUUUUAGAGUUAUUCACUACAGUCGUGACAAAACCCAAAUCCCGUUCUCAUAAACCUUACUAAUUCUAUUCUGCAAUACAAAUGUCGAAGCUUGUGUUACAAACGGUACUAAUGUUGAAUAGUUUGACGACUAACGAUUUUGAUUGACUAUGUAUUGAACAAACGUUUGUUAGCUAUUACGUUCUUCUAUAACCAUUUAUAUACGGCCUCGUAUCAUCUGUUAAUCAUACAUAAAAUAAUUUGCGGGAAAUAGAACGAGCCUAAUGGAUAAGAUUGUAUCAAAGAAACGUUAUUAUUCACCUUUAGUUAUUGAGAUAAAAAAGUUAGUUUAUCCUUAAAAUGCAGUAAAUUAAAGUGCACAUGUCCAUAUAAAGCUUAUCUAAUUAGGAAACUGAAAGAUACCGCAUUAGUUGAGGACUUAUUCGACAAAUACUGGUCAAAUUAGAUCACGUAUUUUUCGGAUAACUUACGUAAGAAAUGAGUAAUAAAUUCAUUUGCCGAAAGGUGUUCGUCUAACUGUUUAACAAGACUACAAUCACAUCGGUCUAAGUUUCUUAAUAACAUAUGAAUAAAUUCAUGAGCAUUUUUAGCAAAUUUAGAUGUCUAGUUAGUGCGAAAAAAUCCCCCAGAAUAACUGCUCUAUUGACGAAUUUCUAACUGAAACAACCUAGAGCUAAAAGCCUUUAUUUAAUCGCAAAACAGCAUUUUCAACAUGCAUGUAAUAUUGAUACGGAAUUAUAAAAGAAAAACAUCAAAACCAUACAAACCUAUUUAUUUAAUUUACGAU
This is a messenger RNA of Schistosoma bovis, 7400 nucleotides long. The record is from the annotation of a GenBank genome assembly. NCBI's taxonomy places the organism in Eukaryota, Metazoa, Platyhelminthes, Trematoda, Strigeidida, Schistosomatidae.